Molecule: messenger RNA, 2205 nt
Organism: Fusarium coffeatum
Lineage: Eukaryota; Fungi; Ascomycota; Sordariomycetes; Hypocreales; Nectriaceae
Exons: 1
Coding region: 1-2205 (734 amino acids)
Source: RefSeq, a predicted model, not a curated record
AUGUCACUUGACAAGAGUAUUCAUUCGUCACAGCGUGACUUGAGCCUGGACCCAGAUAUCCAGGGUUAUAUACGACCUACAACUUCAAACCUUGUAUCAAAGGAAUCAGGAACGGUGAAUGAAAGGCAAGCCCUGAACCACACAAGGUCAGGCAUCAUCGUUCAACAGAUCGACUCGAAUGACGACAGCAAUACUCGAGUCAACAACGCCUCUAUAUUCAAUCGCAAAGGUGCUCUUUUUUGUAUAUGUCUCUCAUGGGCUUUCGAAUUUACCCUCCUACUCAUCGCAGUAGCCGUAUUCGCCGGCAUUCUGGUCAUUCUCAAACAAUACAAUAACAAAGAGGUGCCUGACUGGGAGAACUUGGGCAUUACCCUCAACACCCUUAUCUCUAUCCUCGCUACUGCAUUGCGGGCUAUCAUCUCCCUGAUUGCCUAUGAACUGCUCGCUCAGACCAAAUGGGAUUGGAUAUCAGUGACGUUCCGACCUCUGCCGCAACUUCAGCUGUUCGAGAAUGCGUCUCGCGGUGUCUAUGGAUCCCUGCGUCUCCUGCCUAUAGUGGCGCGCCGUCAGCCUGUGGCGCUUGGGGCUGCAGUACUCGCUAUCUUGUCGCUGGGAAUCGGCUCUUUCACGCAGCAGUCAGUCCAAACAUAUCAGCGUCGCGUAAGCGUACCAGCUGGAAGGGGCUCGGCAACGGUUACCAUUUCCAGGACCGCGAAUGACUAUUCGCUUCUGAAUCUCAACCCUGUUCUCAUGGAUUACGGUGAGCGACACUUUGUUGGCCUGAACGUCAAGACGCGAACUGCUAUACAUGACUCACUGGUGAAUAUAUACAACGACUCAAAUAUAGGCUCCCUUUUCACUUGUUCGUCUGGAAAUUGCACGUUCCCGACGUUUGCCAAUAGCCCCAGUGAUCAGGACCAGGACAAGAUAACAUAUGCUAGUCUAGGUAUGUGCAGUCGAUGUGUCGAUGUGCAUGACUUUGUGGAAGGACCAGAAUUCGCCGCUGAAGAGGAAAAGUCAAUGUUCACUACUGUUGAUGAGGAUGACUACAACUUUACUACAUACACCCUUCCGGUAUACCGUUUCUCUAAGGACAAGAUACCAAUGAGACUUGAAUUUGGACACGCCUACUUGUCGGACGACGUAUACAUGACUGUCCGAAGGAUAGGCAAUGUCACAUGGACUCGUCGAGUUGCAAGCCCUGAAUUUAUCAACGCCGCUAGGUGGUCAGUUGCGAACUUUUCUGUUCUCACCACACCACAAGAACCUUGCACUCAAUACCAACUUUCCUGCCCAUGGGGGUAUGGUUUACCCACUCAAUAUGUAGCAGCUGCUUGCACUCUCUUCCCGUGCCUGAAGUAUUAUACGGCCGCUGUCGUUAAUUCUAGGCUUCGGGAAAAGGUCGUUAGAGAGGUCCCCCUUCGUCCCCAGAAGUCUGGCUCACUCUGGUACGGCCCAGUUGUGACCGAUAGCCCAUCCGGUAGUGGGAAAAUGGGCUUUACAUGGAAUGCCGUUCAGUAUCCGUGCCAUAGCGAAGGCAUACUAUACACGUCCAACAACAUGUCUUCAGGGCCUGGCGAUGUCCUGAUACAUACCGAGAAUUGGGCCAACCAGAGCAUUGAUGAACCGGCACAAUACAUCAACAUUAAGCCACCUUAUUCCUGCCUUUUCAAUAUAUCUGGGCCCUUGAUGUCAGCUUUUGAGGCGGAGUUUAACUCAACUUUUAAUGCAAAAUGCUUCAAAACAGAGUUAAGUUUCCUUGAAUGUCGUCAUAACGACUCACUUACCUACACAGAUUUCCUUAGAGGCUUUUCCCGUGGCAUAUCAACCUCUUUCGAUACAAUCAAAGAGAAUGUAGAGUCAUUAGCUAUGCGUCUUACAAGCGAAAUGCGUCAGCGGGAAAGGAGCGAGUAUGCCGAGUUUUUCAAGGAUAUACAAGGCGUAGCAUGGGAGAAUCAAGUGUCCAUCCGGAUAGUCUGGGUGUGGCUAGUCUUUCCUGGAGCACUUCUAGUAUUAUGUGGGAUCCUCCUACUAUGGGUUAUGGCAAGGGACAUUGUUUUGGGAAGGGUAUCUAUCUGGAAAAGCUCUAUACUUCCGUUAGUUCUGAAGGACUAUCCUGGUACAGGGACUAUGGGUCUUCAGGAGCUAGAAGAAGUAUCCGAGACCCUUGAGGUUAAGCUGGAGAGGAGGAACCCCGAGAUAUGA